AUGGCUAAGAAUCACCAGUUCACUAUAGGAUGGAUCUGCCCGCUCCCGUUAGAGAAAGAGGCCGCGAGGCUAGUGCUGGACGAAGAGUACCCCCAAGACGAGGUCCAGCACCAGAACACAUACUAUCUAGGCGGCCGGAUUGGAAAACACAAGGUCGUUAUUGGCGUGCAGCGAAGGAUAGGACUAACGGGUGCCGCAAUCCUUGCGGAGAAAAUGCGCACUGGGUUCCCCAACAUCAAGUACUUUCUCCUUGUCGGCAUCGCUGGCGGCGUGCCUCGCUAUGGGCAACCUGGUGCAUUCUCAGAGAUCGUGCUUGGCGACGUGGUGGUCAGCUCUCCUCGAAGCAACCAUGGCGGGGUAUUGCAGUACGACAAGGGCGCGUGGGAGGGUCAAGGGCGACUGAACUUUCGCGGACACACCAAUGGCGUUCCAGGUGACCUAAUGGCCGCGGUCAACAACUUCCGCGCAGAAGGCUGGUCUAAGACGAACAUCGCCCAGGUUCUGAAGCAAAUGCGCCUUAAACUUAAUGAGGAACAAAAGCGCCAGUACGCCGACCCAGGUCCUAGUCAAGAUAGGCUCUU
Molecule: messenger RNA, 581 nt
Organism: Bipolaris oryzae ATCC 44560
Lineage: Eukaryota; Fungi; Ascomycota; Dothideomycetes; Pleosporales; Pleosporaceae
Exons: 1
Biological process (GO): nucleoside metabolic process
Molecular function (GO): catalytic activity
Source: RefSeq, a predicted model, not a curated record